GCCGUCUCAGCGGGCGGGGGCGCCCGAGCUUGCGCUCGCCUAAAUGCUUCCUCUGUCUUAGAGACGGCCUCGACGAAGCCGCUGGGGAGAUGCUCUCUGCAGCUCACCAGUUGCUCCGAAGCUGCAAAGGGAGAUGGCAAGCCCCGUCUCGGAUUCCGAUGCUUCCGGGCCCUGCUUUUGCCGGCGGGGGGCGAAGAACAGGCGGCUGCAUUCUCCAAAGGGUCCGGUUGCAGAUGCUGUGCGUGAGACAAACUGGAAAUUUGAGGCACCACAGAAGAGCCCUGUAUAGUACUCUAGUGCCAUCUGAUGAAGUAACUGUUCAUUAUAAACAUGGUCUGCCUGUGAUAACACUUACAUUACCUUCAAGAAAAGAACGUUGCCAGUUUACUGUCAAGCCAAUGCUAACAACUGUGGGCACCUUCUUACAAGACAUAAAGAGAGAAGAUAAUGCAAUUGAAAAGGUAGAAGUCUUCACAGCAGAUGGCAGCAUGAUUUCCAAGUCAGCACUGAUGGAAGUUCUGUUAAUGAAUGAUUUUAAACUCAUUGUCAAUAAUGCAGAAUAUAGUGUAUAUCCACCAGUGAAAGAUAAAAUGAGUACAGAGCAUGCCACAGAGAUGGAUGACAUCAAGUCAACAGUCCAUAAGUUAUUUGUAGCACUUCACUUAGAAGAGCACCAGACGAGAAAAGAGAGAGAGCUAAUGCAAAAAAUGGAACUUCUGAAGGAAGAACUGCUCCCUUUAGAACAGACAAAGGCUAGAAUUGCAAAAGAUAUUGAUGCGAAGACUUCUCGCCUUCUAUGGAUUGGUUUAGCCUUAAUGUCUACUCAGGGUGGAGCCCUGGCUUGGCUAACCUGGUGGGUCUACUCAUGGGAUAUUAUGGAACCUGUUACUUAUUUUAUCACCUAUGGAAGUGCCAUGGCAUUCUAUGCUUACUUUGUACUUACUAAGCAGGAUUACAUUUAUCCAGAUGCUCGAGACAGGCAAUUCCUCCACUAUUUUCACUGGAAAUCUAAAAGCCAGAACUUCGAUGUGGUUCAAUAUAACAAGCUAAAAGAGGAUCUGACAGAGGUAGAAGAAUCGUUGAAACGACUGAGGGACCCCUUACAACUGCAACUUCCAGUGCAAGAAAUCAGUGACAAACAUUAAUUUGCUUAAGCCUUAGCCCAGUUUUUCUCAACCUUGGGAACUUUAAGAUGUGUGAACUUCAACUCCCAGAAUUCCCAAGCCAGCAUGCUUGUUGGAAAUUCUGGAAAUUGAAGUCCACACAUCUUAAAGUUGCUAAGGUUGAGAAACACUACUUUAGCCUGUUUAGGUGCAUCAAAAAAAUUAGAAACUGGACAUUCUAACCCACUGUAUUAAAGCUGAAUGUACAAGACUUUACUGAAAAAACCCAAAAUCAUACUUUUUGUAUAUAUCAUUAAUCCUCAGUGUUCUAGUUUAGAAAGCGCAAGCAGCUAAUCCAUCUUAAUCUUGGAUGGCCAAUCCAGUCUCAGUUAAACAAAACAAUGUUUCUAAAGGAUUAUUUUAUUCUUGGGUGCUUAUAUUUGAAUGCAAUUUUCAUAAUGAACUAAAUAAAAACAGAUACUAGUU
Messenger RNA from Candoia aspera, 1589 nucleotides. It is a transcript of the gene MCUB, whose product is annotated as mitochondrial calcium uniporter dominant negative subunit beta. Bases 90 to 1145 code for a protein of 351 amino acids. The record is from RefSeq and is a predicted model, not a curated record. Gene Ontology annotation, biological process: mitochondrial calcium ion homeostasis; calcium import into the mitochondrion. Gene Ontology annotation, cellular component: uniplex complex; mitochondrial inner membrane. Gene Ontology annotation, molecular function: calcium channel inhibitor activity. The transcript is spliced from 8 exons. Lineage: Eukaryota; Metazoa; Chordata; Lepidosauria; Squamata; Candoiidae.